CAAAAUCGUAAGAUCAUCGCUAGUAAAACGACUUCAAGAUCAUGAAUUUCAUUCACUUUUAUUACUUUGAUUGCUCUAUAUGCAAAAGAUAAUACAAAAAAUAACUGUUCCAGUGUUUUUUAUUUUCAAAGAAUAAAUUUUAUAAAAUAUUAAAAAUUAAAAAAUUUUAAAUCCUACUUUACUUCGAGUUUAGGAACUUACCGCCAGAGGUCCCGUCAGGCGUCAAUUUCCCGUUUAUUCUAGACCUUCUGACCUUUCGGUAUUUUCGUUUUCACGGGGGUUUGUUGUGUUCGAUACGACGUCUGACAUUUCUCUCGCAGAUUUCGUGAAAAUCUUGAGUUCUUCGUUGUUUUUGUAUAUUUAAGUGAGUGCAAUAAUAACUAGCCAACAUGUCUUACAUGCUCUCGCAUUUACAUAAUGGAUGGCAGGUGGAUCAAGCCAUCCUGUCCGAAGAAGAUCGUGUUGUGGUAAUCAGAUUUGGUCACGAUUGGGACCCUAUGUGCAUGAAGAUGGACGAAGUCCUGUACAACAUAGCAGAGAAAGUCAAGAAUUUUGCCGUUAUAUACUUAGUGGAUAUAACAGAGGUUCCAGACUUCAACAAAAUGUAUGAGUUAUACGACCCCUGCACGGUUAUGUUUUUCUUCAGGAACAAGCACAUCAUGAUUGAUCUGGGUACUGGUAACAACAACAAAAUCAACUGGACCUUGGAGGACAAACAAGAAAUGAUAGACAUCAUCGAAACGGUGUACAGAGGAGCCAGGAAAGGUAGAGGUUUAGUAGUAUCGCCAAAAGAUUAUUCAACAAAAUACCGAUAUUAAUUUAUAUACAUAUAUAUAUAUAUUUUUUUUAUCUUCAAUGCAUACAUGAGUUAUACUUGUUUUAUAUUAAAACACAAAAGAAAUAAUGUCACUAAUUCAUGAAAUGAUUAAUGAUAUGUGUGCUUUGAAAAGAAUAGAAAAUUUGUCAGGUGUUCUUGAUGAAAUCAUGUGUAAAAUCAUUUGACUCAUUUCAGUAUGUAAAUAUAAGUAUCUUUGAAUAAUGAUUGAAAAUCAGAUUGAUAAUUACAAAUACAAGUUGUAUAAGAGAAUAAUACAUAAUAUUAGUUAUGUAAAAAUACAAGACUAUGAGUAAAAGACUUGAAUUACAUACAAAAAAUAUAGCCUUUUGCAAUUUUUUCCUGUAACUAAAGGUAUGGCCAUAUGCUAGCCAAACUCCAUUCAUGAGUUGUAGAUCAUGUACCAACGCGUACUACCGCGAUCUUUCUGCACUUGGACAAUUUUCGCUUAAAAUAAAACAGUCAUACAAUCACGGCUCGAUGUCAUUACCGUGUAAUGACAACUUGAUACUCCAUUACAUAGUUUACUCAAAUAUGCAUUACUGUUUAUAAGUGAGUGAGAAAAGGAGGAAAAAAAUACAAUCAUAGAGCGAUCUACCUAAUUCAUAUACACAUCCGUGCUCCCCACCACGAGCAGUGAUGUAUAAGUAGAAGCGCGAACGAGGCAAUGGAAAUUAUUUUGGAAUCGCGCAUCAAGGCCAGCAGCUGCUGCGCUUCUGUGUGACUUUGGCCUGCAAUUUCUCGCUGAACGUCGGGCAGCUCAAAUAAGAGCAAUCCAGUUGGAUAAUUCUUGAGGUCUUUCAUUUGUCCCCUGUUCUUUCUCCUAAAUACGUACGUAGUUGAUAGACAACGUAAAUAGGCAUUUGUUAUAAUACUGCGUUGAUAUGAAA
Nasonia vitripennis (jewel wasp) is the source of this 1725-nucleotide messenger RNA. RefSeq names its product thioredoxin-like protein 4A (gene Dim1). The coding region runs from base 390 to 818 and encodes 142 amino acids. Lineage: Eukaryota; Metazoa; Arthropoda; Insecta; Hymenoptera; Pteromalidae. Gene Ontology annotation, biological process: mRNA splicing, via spliceosome. The transcript has 3 exons. Gene Ontology annotation, cellular component: spliceosomal complex; U4/U6 x U5 tri-snRNP complex; U5 snRNP. The record is from RefSeq and is a predicted model, not a curated record.